Molecule: messenger RNA, 1784 nt
Organism: Phymastichus coffea
Lineage: Eukaryota; Metazoa; Arthropoda; Insecta; Hymenoptera; Eulophidae
Product: glucose dehydrogenase [FAD, quinone]-like
Exons: 4
Coding region: 1-1713 (570 amino acids)
Molecular function (GO): oxidoreductase activity, acting on CH-OH group of donors; flavin adenine dinucleotide binding
Source: RefSeq, a predicted model, not a curated record
AUGGUUUGGCAACCCGCUGGAUAUGAUGGAAACUUACAAUAUUUUGGAAGGUCCAACGAUGAGAUUCCAGAAAAAAUAUAUGGAACUCAAAAAGUGAGUCCGACACGUUAUGAUUUUAUUAUUGUUGGAGCUGGCACUGCUGGUUGCGUAGUCGCUAAUCGAUUGACUGAAAAGUUGAAUUGGAAAGUAUUAUUGUUAGAAAAUGGCGAUGAAGAACCACUUGUUACUGAGGUACCUGAAUUACAAAGAUUCGUGUUUGAUAGUAGUAUUGAUUAUGCUUAUUCUACAAAUGAUACUAAGCUUGAAGUGUAUAGACGAGGUAAAGUUAUGGGUGGUUCCAGUUCUAUUAAUGGGCAGGUAUAUGCACGUGGGAGUAAAGCUGAUUAUGAUGAUUGGGCGAAAAGGGGAAAUAAAGGCUGGAGCUGGAAAAAUGUUUUACCUUAUUUCAAAAAGUCUGAAAAUGCAAGAACUCCCGCUAUUCUUGCUAAUUAUUCUCAAUACCAUGGGGUCGGUGGAUAUUUAACUGUUGAACAAUUUCCAAUGGAAAAUGAAAACAUAUCAACAUUUAUAAAUGCCUUCGAAGAAGCAGGACUGAAGGAAACUGACUAUAAUAAAGGCGAUCAAAUUGGUGUCGGUCGAAUGCAAUUCACGAACGUUCAUGGUUUUCGAAUAAGUUCAAAUGGUGCAUUCAUCAGACCUAUUCGAGGAAAAAGAUCGAAUUUAUUUAUUAGACCAAAUGCUCGUGUAACCAAAAUUAUUAUAGGAAAAAAAACAAAACGUGCAAUUGGAGUCGAAUAUGAGAUCAACGAUAAUGGCAAGGUAGUUAAAAAACAAGUUUUUGCUAAAAAAGAAGUUAUUGUAUCGGGUGGUUUUAUAGAAUCACCAAAAUUGUUAAUGCUAUCAGGAAUUGGACCUAAGGAAGAUUUGCAACAGUUGAAUAUAACAGUAAUAAAAGAUUUACCCGUGGGGUUGAAUUUACGCGAUCACUUCACAGUACCAAUGACAUUGGUUUCACCAUACAAUGAUUCUUCAAUUGAAAGUGACGAACAAAUAAAAAGCGAUUUGUUCGAGUGGUUCAACACACACGAGGGUCUUCUAUCCUCCAAAGGCUUUUUAACUAUUGAAGCGUAUUAUCAAACAAAGUAUGAAAAUAAGUCAGGAGCUGCCGAUAUCCAGUAUGAGUUGAGAGGCGGAAAAAUAGGCAAACCUCUCGGGAACGUAACAAUUUAUACAGUUCUGGUAGCACCUAGGACAAAUGGUUCAAUUACGCUGAAUAAAGUUGACCCAAUAAGAACGCAGCCUGAUAUUCGAAUGAAUUACCUUGCUGAUGAACGGGAUGUAGAAGUAUUGAUCGAAGGCUUGAAAUUUACUAAGAAGCUUGCUAAUACUACAACUUUGAAAAACCUAGGUUUCAAAUUAUCUACUGAACGAGUAUCUGGUUGUAAAAAUUUUGAGUUUGAGAGUGAUGAUUAUUUGAGAUGUUUCGUUAAGAGAGAAGUAUUACACUGGGGCCAUGGAACGGGAACCUGUAAAAUGGGACCGAGAAGCGAUUCUACUACAGUGGUUGAUCCACAGUUAAGAGUUCAUGGUAUUAAAGGAUUGAGAGUUAUUGAUGCAUCGAUCAUGCCCCAAGUUCCUAGAGCCAACACAAUGGCUCCAACAAUUAUGAUUGGCGAAAAAGGUAGUGAUAUGAUUAAAAGCUAUUGGCUGUGAUCAAAUAGUUGAAGUAUAUGAUCUUUCGAAAUAGAUAAAUAAUAAUUGUUAUCCGUCUGGUUUGAAUUAUC